Molecule: messenger RNA, 1026 nt
Organism: Aureobasidium pullulans EXF-150
Lineage: Eukaryota; Fungi; Ascomycota; Dothideomycetes; Dothideales; Saccotheciaceae
Exons: 1
Source: RefSeq, a predicted model, not a curated record
UCAAUAUCAGAUUCGCGCUCGACUAUUCCUCGCUACCUAUUCAAAUGCUACUCACCUUCGUCAGGUAGUAGAUGCUCAACUAGAUUCAUUGGCCCAAGAGCCCGACCAACCACAUUCGGUCCACACACCCAAGAUAUCCUUGAAUGCCACUUGCGAUGGGGCAAACAGAUAAGGUCGGAAUUUGCGUCUUGGACCAACUCCAUCUUGGUGGCGCUCGUCUAUGCCAUUCGGAAACUAGAAGGACAAGAUUGGCGUGAUCCAACCGGAGAAGGCAUAUGUAUAGCCGUGCUCGAUACCAGCACUGUACCAGAGACUGUCCCCAUAUAUCCAGCCGGGACCCUCAUGAAGACUUUCGGACUUCCGGACGAUGCACCUUACAAACGCUACAAUCAUUCAUGGGAGUUUUUGAUGCAUGGUAGGGUUAGAAACACACCUUGUAUACAGCGAUACAGUGUGGUCGCCGUCCAGGAUUUCAUCGACAACAAUUUCUACCAGGUUUUCGAGCCUUUUCAGAAUCCUGACCAAAGGUUGUGGGCACGUAUGGACGAGCUGCGCAAAGAGCUAUGGAGCGAAAAUACUGGAGUUUCCGACAUGGACAGGAUAGCAGACAUGGCCAACGAAUUUCAUGUUGAGUUUCAGCUUCCUGUUGCUCUGGCACUCGCAGCAAUGUUAAAGAUUGACACAACUUGUGUCGACAACAUCAAGCUACUCGCUGAAGAGGAUUUCAAGCACAUGAAAAUCCCAUCUUCAUACUCGGCUUGUCCUGUAGACUCAUCCUUCCGGUCUGAUUACUACGAGGAUACACGCUUUUACACACUCUUGACAGGUGUUUACAAACAGAGACUUGUGUCAGAGCAGACCGAAUCCAUUUCCUCCAUUAGAAACACUGCAAUCACCAACUCAACCUUAGCCCAUGAGGCCAACAACCAACGUAAAGACAGUUUGGUCGCUCCUCCGAGUUCUGCCAUCCAAGCGGAGUCCUUGCGUCAGUACUUCCCUCCAUCAACAAUGAUCCACUCAAGCUGA